UUAACACACUUAAAGAAACACAAAUUCUUAUCGUCAUGUAUGUCUUCGUGUAGAUACGAUGAUGACUGUGACUGCUUUUAUUACCAACAGUUUAAUUAUUCAUGCAGUUUAUUGAAAUUAAAUGAGUGUAAUAACAUUUUGAAUUCUACAUUACCGGAGAUAAAUGAUACCGCUACCGUACUGAUGGUUCAAGAUGAGAAUGGCAAAAUAAAGAGAAGCAGUGAUUACCAAAAAAUCAACAGCAGUGUGAAACAUCUAAAUAUUACCUUCCAUGAUUGGUUUUGUGAAAAUCUAUGUUCUUUGAGUCUGAACUGCUGUGGUUAUUCUUAUCAGUAUGGCCGGUGUCAGUUACUUGCCAUGAAUUAUUGUUACAAAUCCACAAAAGUCCUCCUCUCUGAUGGAAGCUUUAUUGAUCUAAGUACACCCAUAAAAUGGUUUGGAGCCUAUGAAAUAAUUCUAAAUAAAAAUAUAACUGGACUAAAACACGUACAAAAAGUGAAACGCUUAUCGGAAUGCGUGAGCGCGUGUGGAAACACGAGAGACUGUACCUGCUUAUAUUACCAACAGUCUAAUUCUUCAUGCAGUUUUUUCGAUUCAUAUGACUGUAAUAGAAUUUUAAAUUCUAAAUUACCGGAAACAAAUGAUACCACUACCGUAUUGAUGGUUCGUCAAGAUGGGAAAGGCAAAAUAAAGAGAAGCAGAGAUUACCAAAAAAUCAACAGCAGUGUGAAACAUCCAAAUAUUACCUUCCGUGAUUGGAAUCAAUGGUUUUGUGAAAAUCUAUGUUCUUGGAGUCUGAACUGCUGUGGUUAUUCUUAUCAGUAUGGCCGGUGUCAGUUACUUGUCAUGAAUUAUUGUUACAAAUCCACAAAAGUCCUCCUCUCCGAUGGAAGCUUUAUUGAUCUAAGUACACCCAUAAAAUGGUUAUUCGCUGUACCUGAUAAUGGUGUGACAUCUUCUGGUGAUUUACCUGGAACCAAGGAAAUAAUAAGUACCAAUAGCGUAACUGAAAUACACACUAAACCACAAACCAGUUCUACAAGAGGAACCAGUGACAAAAUUAAAACCACUGCAAUAACACCAGCUUCUUUAGUGACGUCCACAGCACCCAUGUGCUCUUGUGCUUGUGAACAUGCGACACAACAGCCUCCCACCAAGAAGGAGUUGGAAAUUCUUAAGGAUAACUUAAAAAAAGAGCUUGCCGUGGAUAAAAAGAAACUGUCCAAAACAAUUCGAGCCAAAACUAGUGCCCCUGACGAACGACGAUCGGCUCAAGGUAUAGGAUUUAUUGGUGUGAUAUUCCUAUCUGCUGUACCUAUCUUCAUUAUUAUUAUAGACUUCCCUCAACUCUGUGCAGGCAUGAAAACUUUUUGCAGGAAUGUUUCUAGCUUGUGUUCCAACAGAACACCACAUUAGACUUGCAAUGAGGAAUUAUUGCAGAGAGAGAGAGAGAGAGAGAGAGAGAG
Messenger RNA from Octopus sinensis (East Asian common octopus), 1466 nucleotides. RefSeq lists its product as uncharacterized. The transcript is spliced from 5 exons. The record is from RefSeq and is a predicted model, not a curated record. Lineage: Eukaryota; Metazoa; Mollusca; Cephalopoda; Octopoda; Octopodidae. The coding region runs from base 40 to 1416 and encodes 458 amino acids.